Meriones unguiculatus (Mongolian gerbil) is the source of this 1354-nucleotide messenger RNA. RefSeq names its product plasmolipin (gene Pllp). Gene Ontology annotation, biological process: myelination. Bases 103 to 651 code for a protein of 182 amino acids. Lineage: Eukaryota; Metazoa; Chordata; Mammalia; Rodentia; Muridae. The record is from RefSeq and is a predicted model, not a curated record. Gene Ontology annotation, cellular component: membrane. The transcript has 4 exons. Gene Ontology annotation, molecular function: structural constituent of myelin sheath.
CGCACCUGUCGGUUCUGCCCCGGGAUCCCUCGCAGCGCCCGCAGUCGCAGCCCCGGAGCAGGGCCGGGAGCGCGGCCGGGUCGUCGUAGGUUCGCGAUCGCCAUGGCCGAGUUCCCGUCGAAAGUGAGCACGAGGACCAGCAGCCCCGCGCAGGGCGUGGGCGCGUCUGUCUCGGCGCUGCGGCCGGACCUGGGCUUCGUGCGCUCCGCCCUCGGGGUGCUCGCGCUGCUGCAGCUGGUGCUGGGGCUGCUGGUAUGGGCCCUGAUUGCUGACACCCCAUACCACCUGUAUCCUGCCUAUGGCUGGGUCAUGUUUGUCGCUGUCUUCCUGUGGCUGGUGACAAUCGUCUUCUUCAUCAUCUACCUGUUUCAGCUGCACAUGAAAUUGUACAUGGUGCCCUGGCCAUUGGUGUUAAUGAUCUUUUUUGUCGCUGCCACCAUUCUCUAUAUUACUGCUUUUAUCGCCUGCGCCGCAGCAGUGGACCUGACAUCCCUGAGGGGCUCACGACCCUAUAACCAGCGCUCAGCUGCCUCUUUUUUUGCUUGUCUGGUGAUGAUUGCCUAUGGAGUGAGUGCUUUCUUCAGCUUCCAGGCCUGGCGAGGAGUGGGCAGCAAUGCAGCUACAAGUCAGAUGGCUGGGGGCUACUCUUAAGCCAGCUAAGCCGUGGCCUAAGCUGCUGCUGGGUCUUAGCACAGGGUCAUCACCCAAUCUUACCGGACUCAAGCUCUCCAGCACUCCAGAGGAACAGGCCCAAGCUGGCACGGAUGGGCUGCCAAGAGCCAGCAGUGGGGACAUCCUACCCACCCCCCCUUAUUCAGCAGAAGGUGACGGGGGAUGUGGGCUCUCAUGGCUCUGCCUUGUCAGAGGACUUCAGUAUCCCAGGCUGGGCCACCCUUCUCACCAGCACUAAAUGCACUAACAGACCUCCAGCCUCCAACCUGCCAUAGUAUAAACCUAACAAAACAACCGAUUACCUUUGUUCCAGGAGAAGCUAAGCAAAGCCCAGGGGCUGUGCUGGUCCCACCCUCCUCAUCCCUGCCCCACGCCAACGUGUCACCUUAUAGAGGCUUUUAUAGGAAGAGCUGGGAUUUUGGACUGGACUAUUUCAGUUGGUCCCAAGCAGUUUCCAACAGCGGCACACCUCGCCACUGUCCCCUCCCUCUCGUGUGACUCUCCCUUUGGGAAGGCUAGCAUCAGUGUAGGCUUCCCCCAGGCUGCUGAUUAGACACAGGGGACUUCAGGGAGUAACAGAGGGAAGCAGGGCCUUGCCUGGUGAGUUGUCAUGGGGUUGGUGGUGACUCGUUUGGGAUUAUUUUUUACAACUUAAAUAAAAAUCAAAGUGUCUAUCUGAAAA